Messenger RNA from Populus euphratica (Euphrates poplar), 478 nucleotides. RefSeq lists its product as uncharacterized. The transcript is spliced from 3 exons. NCBI's taxonomy places the organism in Eukaryota, Viridiplantae, Streptophyta, Magnoliopsida, Malpighiales, Salicaceae. The annotation marks the transcript as partial. The record is from RefSeq and is a predicted model, not a curated record.
AUGGACGAUUCUCAAUCACAAGAUAAGGCUUGUUGGACUAGAGAGAUGUUGCAUGCUUUUUGUGAUAUAUGUAUUAAAGCAAUUGAGCAAGGAGUAGGAUGGAGUACUGAACUUGGAACAAUUUCAGCACUUAAUGAAUGGUGGAAAACUAAAAGUCAGGAGAUACGUGGAGCAAAAAAGUUUAGGCAUGCUGGCAUCGAUCCAACAUUGUGUUGUAAAUAUGAUAUCAUGUUUACAAACACUAUUGCUAUCGGUCAAUAUGCGUGGGCUCCAUCACAGGGUCUGAAUUCUGAUGAAGAUGGUGUAGGUCAAAGGCAAACUAUCGCAGUUAAUGAGGACCCUCAUCUUGAGGAAGGUAGUGGAGAUUCUGAAGAGGAUAGUGUACUAAAUUUUAUUGUCAAUAUCAAUAAUAUGGUUGCUGGAGUCACUUUUACCAAUAGCACAAGCAAUCCCACUAGUAGUAGUGGGAAGAGAAAAG